Molecule: messenger RNA, 1134 nt
Organism: Stylonychia lemnae
Lineage: Eukaryota; Ciliophora; Spirotrichea; Sporadotrichida; Oxytrichidae
Source: the annotation of a GenBank genome assembly
AUGGGAAACGUUGACAGCAGGUCCAAAUUUGAGAGUGGCUACUUCAUGAUUGCCACUGAUAAACCUUUCUACGAGCCAGGAGAAGUAAUUACUGGCAAAGUCUACAUUAGAUGUUCUAGACCAAUUGAUGCUAAGCAUAUAGAACUCAAAAUCAAAGGAAAAGAGAAGGGUUCGUGGAUGGACACCGUCCAUAAAACGGUUAGAAAUCCUGAUGGAUCAUCUACUGUUGAAACUGAGAAAGUUAAAAGAAAACAUAGAAGAGAGAUUAUGGAUUCUAAAGCUCCAUGCUUUGUCUUCAAUUCAAAUCUCGUUCCAGGAGAUUAUGUGGUUCCAUUCGGUUUCUAGCUUCCAGAAAAUGUUCCUUCCACAAUGUUUUUCAAGGACACUCAUGAUCAUAGAAAACCUAAAGCCUAGGUCAAGUAUUCAAUCAAAGGGUCAUUAGAGACAAGAAGUGAUAAAAAUGAAAUGAGCUACAAGCAAAUAUUAAUUGUUAGAGAAAAACCUCCCCAUUUGCAAGAGGACAUUACAAAAGCUUCUGAAAAUAAAAUUACGACUUGGUGUUGUGUAGAUCAAGGCGUUUCAAAAAUUUAAGUGCAAUUUGAUAAGAAUACUUUCAUGCCACAUGAAAAAUGUAAAUCAGAAAUUAAACUUGAUAACUCAAGAUGCAAUAUUGCUCUUAAUACUGUAAGAUUUACCAUGGAGUAAGAAAUUACCAUUAAAUGCGGAACUCAUAUAUACAGAAGUGUCAGAACAAUCAAGGAAAAGCAUGAUAAUGGAGUCCCCGCUAGAAGUACACAAGUUGGUGAGAAAGAACUUGAAAUUGAUCUUAGUGAAAUCAAGUAUCCUGUACCUCAGCAUAGAAAGAAGUAAGGAUAACUCAAGGCAGUUAGUAUUGAGGAUGCCUUCUAAAUGAGUCAAGCUCAACCAGCCUGCCAUGGUCACAUCGUGAAGAACGAGUACUAUUUAGCAGUUAGAACUGUGUUUGAUGGAUGCACCUGUUGUGCAGAUCUUCCAAUGGCUAGAAUACCACUAGUUAUUAUUCCUGUAGUCAACCCUCAGCUUGUUGGAUUCCAAGUUCCCAAGGAUUAUAAUCCUCAAGUUCACGAAUACUGUCAGGUAACAUUAAGACAUUGA